AUGGAUGUCCACGAACGCAUGGAGAUGAAGAUGUCCCUGACAAAGACCGAUGUAAGUCAAGUGGUGCUACCAUCAGGCGCCUCGGGCGAUGUCCCUUUGCUUCAUGCCCGCCACGUCCGCUCUGGGCAGUCCGCGAAGAAAAGGGCUACGUUUCCUGGGUUUGCUUUGUGCCAGUCAGGUGUCGACUUACGCGUGGAGCUUUGCUCGUGGCCUGCGAAUAAGUCGGACACGUGUCGCAAGCCUCCCAUCUUCAAGCUGAGGCGCCGCCUGGCCCCAGAGCCAGGUUCAAGUCGCUCUAAGCGGCCCAAUCAGGCGAAGCGCACUUUGGCGACUUUGGUGCCGUUGUUGGUUUGCAAGCCGUGGGCUCUGGAAGCACUGAAAUCUGCUGCUUGGGUCUCCAUCGUGUGGACGCGUACGCUCACAGGCAUCCUGCGUCUUGUUUCAGCUUCCUCUUACUCUUGCUGCUUUAAGUGUGACAGAGUCCCCACACGGGUACCGGAUGUGAAGAUGCAGAUUCCAAGGCUGGGCACUCAGAGGAAGCUUGCAUGCCAGGGGCUGACGUGGCCAAGCCAGAAAUCUCUCGGCGACCAUGAGAACUUGCCACGGCCAUUUCACAGAGGCUGCUGCGAUUCCGCUCUAGCUUUUGAUGCCAUGCCGACCCUGUGCAUCUCCAAAGCGUGUGCUUUGCUCCUCCCGCUUCCCGUGGCGAAGGCUUGCCAGCGCAGGCUCCGACGCUGA
This is a messenger RNA of Symbiodinium natans, 738 nucleotides long. NCBI's taxonomy places the organism in Eukaryota, Dinophyceae, Suessiales, Symbiodiniaceae. The record is from the annotation of a GenBank genome assembly.